Molecule: messenger RNA, 1206 nt
Organism: Penicillium alfredii
Lineage: Eukaryota; Fungi; Ascomycota; Eurotiomycetes; Eurotiales; Aspergillaceae
Product: DNA-directed RNA polymerase I subunit RPA43
Exons: 1
Coding region: 1-1206 (401 amino acids)
Biological process (GO): DNA-templated transcription initiation
Cellular component (GO): RNA polymerase I complex
Source: RefSeq, a predicted model, not a curated record
AUGGCCGUCGACGCAAUGGACAUUGAUACCUCCCCGGCCCGGACUGUGGACGAGCGCAAGCGCAAGCACAAGAAUAAGGAUGCAACGCCGUCGAAGAAGCGCAAGCAAACGGAGACACUGAAGUCGAGUGCCAGCUCGAAAAGCAAAAAGGGCGCCACGGACACGACAUCGACCGAGCCCAAGACCGAGCCGGAUUCGCCGUUCACGCUUACCACGGCCACAAUCUACCUGCCCCUCUCGCCCAUCUCCAUCUCGCCGACGCAUGCGCUAGCCUCGCUGCUCGCGGAGCAUCUCUCGCCGCUGCUCCUGACCUACUUCCCGCCGCUGAAGGGCAUUGUCCUGGCAUACUCGAAUGCAUCCAUCUCCAGCCGACCGCCCUCAUCGACGGGCCGGCCGUCGUCCGACCCGAACCCUCAGCCGCUGACUCUCGCGACCACCGCCGACGAGUACGGUGUGCUGUAUGUGUAUCUAACGGCGACCUUCCUCGUCUUCCGCCCAAAGCGCGGCCAAACCCUCGAGGGGUUGGUCAACGUGCAGUCCGAGGGCUUUCUGGGCGCCGUCGUCCUCAAUCUUUUCUCUGUUGGCAUUGAGCGCAAACGCCUGCCCAAGAACUGGACGUGGGUUCCACCGGGCGACGAAGAUGAAGAAGGAGAGUCCGCGGGCAGGGCAUCUGCGAAAAAGAGCGCCCCGACUACCGACGAUGAGUCGGGCGAGGACCGCGAGCCGGCCGGCUUCGACGCCGACAAGGAGCAUUUCCAGCCCACCGCGUUAGCAGAGGAAAUUACUAUCGGCGGUGACGACAAAAACGAUGACGACUCGGCCACGGGCUAUUUUCAGUCCGUCUCGGGGCACCGGGUGCGUGGAUCUGUGCGGUUCCGCGUCGUGGACGUCGAUGUCAUCCCGGGCACGGAUCGCGAUCGAGGCUUUUUGAGUAUUGAAGGCACGAUGCUCUCCCCCGCGGAAGAGGAGUCUGUUUUGGAGGCCGAGCGCCAGGGCCGGUCCUUCCCGCCGUCACUCUACAUCCCGCCUAGGGGUGUGACGCGCAUUGUGCCCUUGGCCCCGCCGGCCGAGCACAAUGUCUCUGUCGUGGACAUCGAGGCUCCGAGCGAAGGGAAGGAAAAGGAUAAGAAGAAGAAGACCAAGGACGGUAAAGACAAAAAGGACAAGAAGUCCAAGUCCAAGAAGAAAGAAAAGGUCCACGGUUAG